Molecule: messenger RNA, 2552 nt
Organism: Mollisia scopiformis
Lineage: Eukaryota; Fungi; Ascomycota; Leotiomycetes; Helotiales; Mollisiaceae
Exons: 3
Coding region: 54-2531 (825 amino acids)
Molecular function (GO): RNA binding
Source: RefSeq, a predicted model, not a curated record
CACCCAGACUGCGCGGAAGAUUUUGCUUGACGUCGAUUCUUUCCUUUCAGUGAAUGGAAGAGCUCUCCAUCACUGCAUUGAGAGAAAACAAGGCACUUCUAUCUUUCUGUUAUGCUGGCCUCGUUAACGAGACUUGUCCUCCUCUUCACCUCCUGACGUUCCAGCAUUGCUAUUCACUAUACGGUCUUUGUCAACCAUUGCAAUACUUCAAAAACAACUACAACAUGUUUCACACGCAAGGUCCUCUCCGAGAAGAGGACCGAGCAGCGCCAUACGAGGCCCCUUCUCGAUCCGAGAAUCGAAUGCCUUCUGCCACCCUCCCCUCCAAUUACCAGUAUGAUGCGCAGAGCUGGAGCUACGGAUGGGACAAUGGUGUGAUGGGCGGUACGGGACGACCGGGAUCUCUCAGUCGUAGAGCUGGACUUCCUACUAACUGGAAUCUCUGGACGGAUCCCCAAAUUCAACAGCAGUCGCGGACUAUGGAGAGUUAUGAAAUGAACGGUCAAUUUUCCUCUCAGGCGACGCAGGAACCUCAGUGUGGCUCGCUUCCUGUCCCGGAACUCGAGAACGAUGAUCUUAUCCCGACCGCUCUUGUUAUGAAAAACAUACCUUUCGCGGUCCAAAAAGCUGAGCUCGUUAAUAUCAUGUCUGAUUUGCAGCUACCCGUUCCCUAUGCCUUCAACUACCACUUUGACAACGGCGUCUUUCGUGGUCUUGCUUUUGCAAAUUUCACGACUCCCGAGGAGACAAAACUCGUUAUUGAUGCCAUGAAUCACAUGGAGCUGCAAGGUCGGAAGUUGAGAGUGGAGUACAAGAGAAUGCUUCCUGCUAAAGAGCGGGAACGAAUUGAGAGGGAAAAGCGAGAGAGGCGUGGGCAAUUGCAGGAGGAGCAUCCUUCCAUGGUUUCUUACCAAGCUCAUUACUCACUUCAUCGCCAAACUUCAACGGCCUCUUUCACUCCAAUAGAUAUAGAUCUUAAUGACCCAGUAACACUAAGAUUCUAUAAUGAGCUCUUGGUAUUCAAGAACUCCGAUCGAGAGACUUUGAGCUUUCCAAGCACAGUCUCUCCCGCUGACCGCAGGAUCAUCCACACUUUGGCACACCAUAUGGCCCUUGAGCAUUGGUCCGAAGGGGAAGAAGAGACACCAUUCGUUCGUGUUUCCAGGCAAAGGGUCCAUUCGCUCAGCUUGCAUAGAGCUAGCAGUACUGGAGAACUCUACCGAAGACGAGAUUCUGCUUCGAGGCAAUCACCUAGGUCAGGAAUGUACUCCGGAUAUGCAGGAUCCAACCACAGCGCUACUAGUAUCCGCAGUCAUGGUAGCAAUGACAGCUAUACUUGCUCCGUCCGUUCAGCUCGUGGUAUACCAGAUCCAGACUCAGAUACUAGAUACAGCGGCUUGGAACAGCGUUCUAGAAGCGUUGGCAACAACGCCAGUCCACGUGAUUUGUCUCCGCUCGAGCCUCGAAGACGCUCUACACAUGAAAUAAACGGUAAUGGUGAAGCAGUGGAAUCGUCUGGAGAAAAUUAUCAAACGUGGGAGGAGUUCUGUGUCUUGCAACUUGUUGCAUUCCUUCAAGUCUGCACAUUGGACGACGUACAUACUCUGACUCAGUCUCCAACUUUGCUGGGAAAGAGGUUCAUACUGUAUCUGAAGCGCAUGAUCAGCCAAGAAGGAAAGACCGAUUUUCUAUCAUAUCGAGCUUCUCCACGACCUGGUCAGCCGGAAGCUCAAUUGCAACUACUUCAUCAGAAGAGCUUCUUCUCACAGUCUAGGACGUCGAUUCGCUCAUACAGUUCUCGCACCUCGCAGAGCUCCACGUCAACAGCGAGUUCAUUCUCAUCGCAAAUUUCUGAUGGCACAACCCUAAACCAUGUACAACAAGAGGCGAAAAGUCUCCAUGACUGUCUAGCCAAGAUUCAGAAGAAAUUGAAACAUCUCGAGAAAGAGCUCCAGGGGAUACGAAUUAGCAAAGGCCAGGAUCAUCUUGCCGCCGAGUUGCAAACUUUGGCGGGACUUGUAGAGACUAUCAAAACAGCUAUCGAAUGGCUACGUUCAAACGAAGAAGAUCUAGGGCUCUUAGGAUUCUCGGAUGUGUUUCUACUUUUCGCCAAAUUUCAUCGCGAGUUUGUGACCUUUUACAAGGAGCUACAGAAGUUGAAACGACAAAACAGGGCUUCAAGAGUCUUGAGGCCGGGACGCGCAAAGCAUGAAGGUGAAGAGAGGCGCUUGAAAUACGUCGAAAUAGAGCAGGCAUUGAAUCAUAUGAAGAGUGAAAUUGUUGCUGAUUUGGAAGCUGCCGAAAUUCAGAAGGCCGCUUUUAUCGCUGCAGGAAACCCAUAUGCGUCUGAUUCGAUCUCAGAAGCGGUCGCUGAUCUAGGAUACGCUCCUCAUGACACGUUUGCUGGGUCCUUCCUUAUGACGAGACAGUUUAUCAAGAUCGACGAUCCUAGAAGAUUUCAAGGGUUCUUCAUAUGCGAGUGCUGUCCGAAGAAGCCAAAGAAAUUUGAGACGGCGGAAGAGUUGAGGUGAGUUCUUGCAGUCUGCUGCCAA